AUCCGACCUAGUUCACAACAGCAAGCGUUACAUCACUUCGGGCCGUGUCCCACCUGGCCUUAAGAUAGCGUUAUACCUACCUUAUAGAAUUAAGCACUGUGACAAUUAGUAUGACACGCUGACUUGUCUAUUUUACACAUCAGUGCGAAAGCUACAGUGACUUCGCAUUAUUAUUAUUAUUUUUUUCCUAAAGGGGGGGGCUGUCAAGACGCGACUGGUUUCAUCGAGCCCUGAUUUUAAGCCAAAAGAAGAGUUAUGUCCUGCCCAUGCACUUCGGCUGCGAGGUUGCUUCUGAACACUGCCCACAGAGGAUUGUCCUGCUCUCGGAUCCAGUUGUAUUCUCUGAGUCGUCACGGGUCUCGAGAAACUCAUUUACUCCCCCGGGUACGAGUAAGGUCAUUUUCAGAGACGUCUGUUUGCUAUGCCUCCAAAGAUGGGUCAACAAAGGAUGGUGGAAUCGUGUUUACACAGAAAAGCAUCAGUGAGGGAAAGAGACUAUCAGGCUCUGGAGGAUCAGGCAAGGGGGGGAGCCAGCUGCGCUGCCCUAAAUGUGGAGAUCCUUGUACACAUGUAGAGACCUUUGUCUCAUCGACACGAUUUGUCAAGUGUGAGAAAUGCCAUCACUUUUUUGUGGUUCUGUCUGAAACCGACUCCAAGAAGGGGCUAAACAAAGAGCCAGAAUCUGCUGCAGAGGCAGUGAAAUUGGCAUUUGCGCAAAAACCUCCCCCUCCUCCGAAGAAGAUAUACGCCUACCUCGACAAGUAUGUCGUCGGUCAGUCCUAUGCAAAAAAGGUGUUAGCAGUGGCAGUGUACAAUCACUACAAGCGCAUCUACAACAACAUCCCUGCAGGGAGUCGACAGCAGGUGGAGGUGGAGAAGCAGCCCACUCUAACACCUCGUGAGCUAGAGAUGAGAAGACGAGAGGAUGAAUACAGAUUCACAAAGCUGCUGCAGAUUGCAGGGAUCAGUCCACAUGGAAAUGCUCUGGGGGCGUCUAUGCAGCAACAGGCGAGCCAGCAGGCACCUCAAGAGAAGAGGGGCGGGGAGAUCUUAGACUCCACACACACUGAAAUCAAACUGGAGAAGAGCAACAUCAUACUUUUAGGUCCAACUGGCUCAGGGAAAACAUUGCUGGCUCAGACACUGGCACGUUGUCUGGAUGUUCCCUUUGCCAUUUGCGAUUGUACCACGUUAACUCAAGCCGGAUACGUGGGAGAAGACAUCGAGUCAGUUAUUGCCAAACUGCUCCAAGAUGCCAACUACUCGGUGGACAAAGCACAACAAGGUAUUGUGUUUCUGGACGAGGUUGAUAAGAUUGGUAGUGUGCCCGGAAUCCAUCAGCUGAGAGACGUAGGAGGAGAGGGAGUCCAGCAGGGUCUGCUUAAACUCUUGGAGGGAACAAUCGUCAAUGUUCCUGAGAAAAAUUCCAGGAAACUGAGGGGAGAAACAGUGCAGGUAGACACAACAAACAUCCUGUUUGUUGCAUCCGGUGCCUUCAACGGACUCGACAGAAUCAUAAGCAGAAGAAAGAAUGAAAAGUUUCAGUAUUUGGGUUUCGGGACUCCCUCCAAUCUGGGGAAAGGGCGGCGUGCAGCGGCUGCCGCAGACUUGGCCAACACCAGCGGUGAGACGGACACAGUUGCAGAAUUAGAGGAGAAGGACAGGCUGCUGAAGCACGUAGAGGCCAGGGACCUGAUUGAGUUUGGAAUGAUCCCAGAGUUUGUUGGCCGUCUCCCCGUCGUCGUUCCUCUGCACAGCCUGGACGAAGAAACACUAGUCCGAAUCCUGACUGAACCCCGCAAUGCUGUGGUGCCCCAAUACCAGGCUCUGUUCAGCAUGGACAAAUGUGAACUUAAUGUGAAUCAAGAUGCCUUGAGGGCCAUUGCCAAGAUGGCUCUGGAGAGAAAAACUGGAGCUCGUGGGCUCAGGUCCAUCAUGGAAAAGCUCCUUCUAGAGCCCAUGUUUGAGGUGCCACACUCUGACAUCAUGGCCGUAGAGCUGGACCAAGAUGUUGUCCAAGGAAAAGCACAACCCAGAUAUAUCAGAGCGCCAGCUAAGGAGUCUGCGGAGGAGGAAUACGACUCAGGCAUUGAAGAGGAGAACUGGCCUCGGCAGGCAGACGCUGCUAACAACUGAACAAGUAGCUCCUUUCACAUCGAACUCCCUCUGAAAUCAAUAGAAUACCAUGAACCUUUGGAUACCAACUCUGGGUUUUACUAUAGCUCCUGACAAACAAGCCGUGGACAUUGUGUUAGAUGUAUUACAAGCCGCUGGUUCUCACCAAGGAGUGUUUCAGGAUGAACAAGUUAAGAGAGCGUAACAACCUUUUGGUCCCGUGCAUCUGAUGAUAAUUCUCUAGCAGUGCGCUCACAGCUAUGUGGACCUUUAUAAGAAAUUUCAAUCUCUGGGGAUUGUUAACAUUUUAUCUAUAUAAAGAUAAUGCAAUUUUAUUCAUGAAAGGAUUUGUAGUUAGUUAAUUUGUUUUCUCUUUUUGUGGUGAUAGGCUGUCAUGGUAAGGGAAGCAAAUGGAAAGAAUGGGAUCAUACUGUACACUUGAAAACGUGACGCGCUGAGUGUAGAUGUGAUGUUACCAUGACAAGUGAUGCCUUGAAUCAUAAGGGCGUAAUAUUCCAUGACGCAUCAAUAUUUUGAUGUUUUCUUCUGUACCACCAUUGUAAUAAUGGUGUUCACAGUAAAAACCGGGCUGUAAAUGUUGAGCUACACUGCCUAGGUAGCAUUUGUAAGCAGUUUGUAUGACAUUGCCUCUAAUUAGGAGAACACAUUGUGUCAUGUAAAGCACCAGCACACUAAACAAAGCAGGUGAAAACUAUUGGUGACCUUUAAAACAGCCAGAAUGGUUAUUUUCAUUAUUUAGCCCAUUUCCUUAUUUUUUAGCCCGUUGUUUAGGGAAUGUAUAUGUUAACUAUCAGACCUCUGGAUCACAGGACUGGUGAGGAGAGCUGUCUCUCUAAGCAGGUUCGACAGGUUAGCCAGCUUACUUUGAAGUGUGACUGAAAUAAUGCCUUCAUAAACAUCUUCUUAGACAUAAUCUUGAACUUGUCAUUCAACCUGAUGAUGCAUUUCAUAUCAUCAGCUGGUUGCUGCUCUAAACCUGCUUAGUCAGACAUUCCUCAGAACUGCACUUGUAGUUUGAUUUUCUUUGUUUGUUCCCCAGCAUUGGAAACGCACCUUCAGUGAUGUAAUCUUCUGUUACUUAAAGGUACUCAACACACAUGUUUGUACUCAAAGCUCCACCUUAUAGCUCCAUGACUGAACCACGCUGCUGUACUCCCUAAAAACGCUGUUGUGCUUUAAAAUGAGAUUAAACUAGAUCUGUUCUCCUUUU
Messenger RNA from Labrus mixtus (cuckoo wrasse), 3346 nucleotides. RefSeq names its product caseinolytic mitochondrial matrix peptidase chaperone subunit Xb (gene clpxb). The record is from RefSeq and is a predicted model, not a curated record. Gene Ontology annotation, biological process: protein catabolic process; proteolysis; protein folding. The transcript is spliced from 15 exons. The coding region runs from base 256 to 2136 and encodes 626 amino acids. Gene Ontology annotation, molecular function: ATP binding; ATP-dependent protein folding chaperone; zinc ion binding. NCBI's taxonomy places the organism in Eukaryota, Metazoa, Chordata, Actinopteri, Labriformes, Labridae. Gene Ontology annotation, cellular component: mitochondrial matrix.